This is a messenger RNA of Trichomonas vaginalis G3, 438 nucleotides long. Its product is annotated as organellar and viral DNA polymerase type B. The annotation marks the transcript as partial. The transcript has a single exon. Lineage: Eukaryota; Parabasalia; Trichomonadida; Trichomonadidae. The record is from RefSeq and is a predicted model, not a curated record.
AUGUAUCGGAAGUUGUCUAAGUUAGAACACUCGGAAAUAAAACAACUUCUUACAGAAGCUAAUAUAGAUGUUGCAAAGCAUUACGCAACAAACAAAAAGGCACUCGCUGACAUCCUCAAUGACUAUAAUGGUGCAAUAAGUUAUGAUAGAAUUCAUGAGUUCAUAAAGCCGCAACGCGGCGAGGACGAAGUCCAUGCAAUAGCAUUUCCUUUAAAUGACGUUGCUAUUGACUUAUAUCAUAGACGUUCAGUACCUCAUGAAGUAAGAAGAGAAAUGUUUGACAUAACAAAUGCAAACGUUGGUGAAACAAGAAGAAGAGACGACACACUGAAACAACAGAGAAGAGAGAUGUUUAAAAGUGCUAUAGAACAAGUUCGUAAAGCUAACGAUGUCAUUCGUUCCAUUGACGACAAACCAAAAGAAGGUGAGAGAUGGUUA